AUGGCCGACCUGCCCUCCCCAACCUCUGGGCUCUUCCUGGAGGUGUCGUUCCGGCGGCUGCUGGCCUCGUGCGAAGAUAUCGUGGCGGGCACCUCCCUGGCCAGGCCAGACCUGAUCGGAAACUGGCAGCAGAGCCCCGUGUUCCACCACUAUGUGGAGACGCUGCAGGAGCAGCUGUCUGAUCUGGAGACCACGGCGGGCAGCAGGGUGUCGCGCCAGCUGAUGCAGCAGUAUGGCGAGCAUGUGGAGGCGCUGGCCAGCCGGCUGCGCAUGCCGGAUGUGCCGCCGUACUGCACCAUGGCCCGGCAGCAGGCGGCCCCGCCGCCGCCGCAGCAGCAGCCAGCCAGCUUGACGGCAGCAGCAACGGGGGCAGCGCCAGGCGCUGCUGCCCCCGUGGCGCCACGGCCGGCGGCAGCAGCACCGCCGGUGCCGGUGGCCCGCACCCCGCCGCUCCCGGCCAGGCCCUCUGCAGCCAGCCGGCAGCCGGAGCCGCAGCCGCAGCUCGCAGCAACGCAUGGGGAGCCGGCGGCUGGCGGCCAGGGCAGGCUGCAGACGCAGCAGCAGCUCCACGAGGAUUUGGCGGAGGAGCUGGCGGGGCUGGCGGCGCAGCUGAAGAGCAACACGCAGGCCAUAGAGGGGCGGCUCCAGGAUCGGGGGCAGCUGCUGGACAGCACCGAGACGGCGCUGGACACGAGCCUGCAGAAAACGAGGGAGAGCAAGGAGCGGGCGGCGCAGAUCCACAAGAAGGGCCGCGCCAACUUCUGCCUCACCUGCCUCGUGAUGCUCAUCAUUGGCCUGCUGUUUGCGGGCAUGUACGUGUUCAUCAAGAUGACGCGGCUGGCGGGCUACCGAGCCACCGUGCCGGUGCCAGCCCCGGACCUUCCCCCCGAGACCACAACCUCUUACUCGUGUGCGCAGCAGUAUGAGCACCUCCGCGCCCACAUACAGUUCCUGCUCAGGCCAGCCAACUACGUGGGCGACAAGUUGGCGCGAGAUGUGGAUUUGUGCAUGCUGAAGCACAGCCUGGCGUCGGGGCGGCAGCUGUGCAGCGCACAGGAGCUGGCGCCCGCGCUGACGGCCCGCGGCCACUCCGUCGCUCUCGUGAAGUCGGCGGGCGGCGGCGUGGGCACCGCGGCCUUCCGCAACCUGCGCCACACGUUCAUCUCGGUGCUGGCAGCGCCGGGGGGCGCCGCCGCGCCACAGCUGGAGUUCAUUGUGGACCCCCACUUUGCCUGCGCCUUCCAGAUAGCCAGCCCAUGCGCCCGGUACGCGGCCCUGCAGCAAAUGCUGCCCCAGUGCUUCGUCGGCAGCCGCGAGCAGCUCGUCAAUCUGGUGGAAUGGGUGUCCAGGGAGAUGGAGUGGAGCUUCAAGCAGACUGGGCGCGCGCUACCACCCUGGCGGGAGCAAAGGGCGGUGCUGACCAAGUGGCAGCCCCGCACGGAGGGGCGGCAGUGCAGCCUGGGCGCAACAGCCAUCUCCCCAGUGGCAUCUCCCCCAGCCUGCUACUGCGUCGGCGCCGCGAGCAAUGCAGCCAUGCUGGGCCGCUACGCCAGCGAACUGUGCCAGUCGCCAGACAGCGUGCUGCUGCAGCGCGCCGCGCUGCUGGCCUGCGGCGCCACCAGCGCCCCCACCUCGCCCACGCACUCUGGCAGCGACUUGCCACGCCGCACAUCAUUGCUGUCUCGCGGCCUGGAGGCCGCAGGCCUGCGCCGCAGCACCAGCACCCCGCCAGGCCGCUCUCUGCCGCAUGGCUGCUGGGGUGGCAGUCCCAGAGCCGGCACCAGCGAGGCGCCCUGCAGCUGGCUGGGGCCGCGCAUUCACACCGUCCGGCGAACCGCCUGA
Molecule: messenger RNA, 1842 nt
Organism: Chlorella variabilis
Lineage: Eukaryota; Viridiplantae; Chlorophyta; Trebouxiophyceae; Chlorellales; Chlorellaceae
Exons: 9
Coding region: 1-1842 (613 amino acids)
Biological process (GO): retrograde vesicle-mediated transport, Golgi to endoplasmic reticulum
Cellular component (GO): endoplasmic reticulum; SNARE complex
Molecular function (GO): SNAP receptor activity
Source: RefSeq, a predicted model, not a curated record